This is a messenger RNA of Frankliniella occidentalis (western flower thrips), 846 nucleotides long. RefSeq names its product 39S ribosomal protein L50, mitochondrial (gene mRpL50). NCBI's taxonomy places the organism in Eukaryota, Metazoa, Arthropoda, Insecta, Thysanoptera, Thripidae. Gene Ontology annotation, cellular component: mitochondrial large ribosomal subunit; mitochondrion. The record is from RefSeq and is a predicted model, not a curated record. The transcript has 5 exons. The coding region runs from base 92 to 742 and encodes 216 amino acids.
GACUGUAAAAUGGCGGAUACGACAACAAGCGCAGGAGAGUCCUCGGCGGUGAUUGGCUGCUGUGGGUCACGUGAAGCUGUAGAAAACUGUCAUGGCGGCGUUAGUGAAACGAGAACCGCUCCUUCGAGAGAUAUUUUCCGUCCUAAACGUCGGAAAUGUCGCAAAGUAUACGUCUCGUCCACCUAAAGACAGACCACCGCAGAAGAAACCUGGACCUCAAAUAUAUCAUACCCAACAAAAAUUGGAAAGCAGAGGAUAUCUUCGUCCAUUGAAAGCCUAUCAGCCUCCUGAGAAUGUUGAGGAACAGUUUGAAUCAAUCACCUUUAAAUAUGCUAAAGGUCUAUCCUCAAAGUCUGACAUCAAAGAACCUCUUGUAAAAUUCCAAAUAUUGGCAGAAUGUUAUGAAGCAUUCCAGCAUAGUGUUCCCAAUUCCCAACUCCAUCGAAUGAACACAAUAGAUGACAUUUUGGAGUUUUAUAAAACCCCAGUUGAUACAUUAACUCCUCUGGAGCACUUAAAAAAUAAAGAUUUGCCACCCAAUUUACAUAUUCAACUAAAUCCGAAGCGGUUUGAUCCAGAGGACCCAAUAUUUGGCGGAAUAAGUGCUUUCCCUAAAGAUCCUACUAUAGUAACCGAUUUAAGGGCAAAGAAAAAAUUCAAAUCAACUGAAGCACAAAAUUGGACCAAAGAUUGGAGAGAAAAGGCUUUAGGGUAUACUAAAUGGGAAUAUAGGUACUACUAGAAUGUGUACCUCUGGAGUGUUUAGUGUGUGCAAAUAAUAUGUGGUUGCUGUUUACUGUAUUAUCUGGUUUGGGAAAAUAAAAACAAGUUUAGUCCAUAAUCAAA